CCACGCGCCCAGCGCAGUGCUCGGACUGCGCGCGCGCUUCGGCUGCUCCCCAUCACGGAGCGGACGCCCAUUGGUCGCCGCUUUAACUGGGGCCACCUGUGGGCGCCAAGUUUCGCUCCCUUAAAACCACUGUAUUUUAAGUAUAUUCCGUUUCCUGCUAUUGGCACGGCUAGUGUUAGAAAGAAAGAAAGAAAAAAAAAAGUUUUAUGCGAUUUUUGCGUCAGCUGCCGUGUUAAUAUAUUAAUUAUAAGCAUAAGUUUAGUCAACAAUUAUGUCUGCGCUCUCAGAGAAAAUGGCCGUAAACGAGUCGGGCGCGUCAGAUAAACCUGUUUCAACUCUAUGGGGCUGUGAACUGAACGGAAAGAACAGGAGCUGCACGUUCAGGGUGGACGACACGAAAUUCGAGCAUCAGCUGGCGCUCAGAACCAUGUGUCUGGGUGCCGCUGCCGCAGCGGACGAGUUCAAUGUCGUGGAGCUGGUGACGGAACAAGGAGGAGAAAGCAAAGCUUUCCCGUUGGCCACACUGCGAGCUUCCGUAAUGUUAACGGUGAACCUCUCUGGCAUGGAACUGUCCCCACCGGUCACCUUCCGCCUGAGAAGUGGUUCGGGACCCGUACACGUGUGCGCGGAGCACGUCGCCUUGGAAGAAUUCUCAGGUGAAGAAGGUGAAGAAGAGGAACUGGGUGAGGAGGAGGAGGAAGACGAAGAGGAGGAACCUUCCCCUAAACCUGAGAAGAAACAGGCAGCAAGGAGUGCAGGCAAGAGAAAGAAGCCAGAAGAAGCAGAUGAGGAUGUUGAUGCCUCUAAUGACAACCCCCCUAAAAAGGGGAAGGGAAGAGGAAGGAAGCAACUGGGUAAAAGUCCCUGAGGUGACAGGAAAGCCACUGGCAUCACUGGUUUUGUGGGCAAGCGACACACUUGCAUGCAACUUCUGAUAACUGAUAUCAACACUUCUGAUGCAUUGGCCCCUUCCUGUUUGAGUUCAUAUCCCUGUUUGCCUUUUUCAGGUUAAGUUCAUACUGAAUGGUUGUGUAUUGUCGGGGGAACUUUGAAGAGGCUCAGUUCUAUUUGUAAUUUUUUUCCAUGAAGUGUGGCUAGUAACACUGGGCUUUGUCAGACUUCCACAGGUUUGUGUUUUGCUGUACCCUUUGUCAAUUGUAAAUAAAGCUGUGUUUGCCAAAUUGCAGCUUGCAGUCUCUAAUGCUACUGCACAGUUAAUCAGGUUGGUGCUUUACUUAGGUAGUGGUAGUAACAGGUAGUUUACUUUUGCCUGGGGCCCUCCUUCACUUUACAUGCCUGGUGACAUGGCUAAAUAGGGGUGG
Messenger RNA from Scleropages formosus (Asian bonytongue), 1322 nucleotides. It is a transcript of the gene npm2b, whose product is annotated as nucleophosmin/nucleoplasmin, 2b. The record is from RefSeq and is a predicted model, not a curated record. Lineage: Eukaryota; Metazoa; Chordata; Actinopteri; Osteoglossiformes; Osteoglossidae. Gene Ontology annotation, molecular function: RNA binding; histone binding; chromatin binding. The coding region runs from base 272 to 868 and encodes 198 amino acids. Gene Ontology annotation, cellular component: nucleoplasm; cytoplasm; nucleolus. Gene Ontology annotation, biological process: positive regulation of DNA replication; chromatin remodeling. The transcript is spliced from 8 exons.